UCCUCCAAUCAUCACAUCAUCUACUCAAUACCUUUCCGCACAUUGUUCAUCAUCAGUUGCAAUUCUAGCUAGCGAUAUGGGUAUGCAAAUGCAAUACAGGGGAACGAUCAUGAUCGUGGCUUCCAUUCUUCUGGCGACGACGGCGGUGCUAGCCUCUUCAGCGACGAUUCAAUCCGCCGUUACUAAUACUAACGUGACCAGGCCGGGAGCAACACCACCAGUGCCAUUGCCGAGGUGCAGAAGGGGGACGAUGGAGCCAAAAGUGGCGGCGAAAUGCUGGAUAGCGAUACUCGAGGUCCCCUUGUGCGUGUUUCAGAUCGUGAAGGCGUUCGAAGGCGGAUCGGUGUUCAGCAUCGGCAAGGCCUGCUGCCACGCCUUCAUCGACCUCACCGACGACUGCAAGAUCGAGGUCUUCCAGAAGUCCGAGUUCUUCCCGGCCAUCGAGAAGUUCUGUGCGGCCAUCGGCGGCGGCGUCGCCAAUACGACUACUACUACUACUACUGCGGCCGGUCUCGGCAACAAAGCUCCAUCUCCUCGUUCGGCUUGAUGAUCAUAUGUAAUUUUCUUUUGUUCACGCCUAAACUAAGUGUGGAAAGAAAGGAAGUAGCUAAUUUCGAUAUUGUAUGCCCCCAUUGUAAAAUAAUUAUAAAUGGAUUUCUCUUACUUUUUUCUCUAUCCGUUAGCUUGUUAAAAAUGUUAUUUGAAAAAAAAAAAGCGGCCGAAAUCUGUGAUGGUAUCUCUUUAGAAUCUAUGAAAAAUGACCCUGAAAAAAUCAGUCCAAAUCAGUGCCUAAUAGACUUACUCAUUGAUAAAUAAAAAAUAGCCUCAGACCGAAUCCAUGUUCCGUACCCAUCAAAAUCCAAGAAAAACGAACUUUCGAAAAAAUCGCUCAAAUAGAUAAUUAUUAGACUUCAUCAUAGUUGGAGAAUAGCCUCCGGGAAAAAAAUUAUUAACCAUCGAUGGAGAUUAGCCUCAAACUGAAUAUGUGAUUUGUAGCCUUCAAAAUCUAAAGAAAUUCGGUUUUGAAAAAACCGUCGAAAAUGUGAUGGUACCCCUUUGGAAUGUGCCAAAAAUGGACCCGAAUUUUUUUUGUUCAAAUUAGUGCUUAAUAGACAUAAUCAACAGUGAAGAAUAGUCUUAGGACAAAUUCAUUAUCUGUAGCCUUCAAAAUACAAGAAAAUUUGCAUUACAAAAAAUAUCCCAAAAAAGUUACGAAAUGCCCUAAGAAAAUAUGCUCAAGUCGAUGAUUAAUAGACUUUACCAUCGGUGCAGAAUAACAUCAAGCCGAAUUCGUGAUACGUAGCCUUCAAAAUCAAUAGAAAAUUAUCUUUCGAAAAAAUCACAAGAAAUAUGUGAUAGUACCCCUUUGGAAUCUGUCGAAAAUGGCUCCUGAAAAAAUCCACGCAUAUUGAUGCUUAAUAGACUUAAUCAUCGGUGAAGAAUAGCCUCGGGCCGAAUCCGUGAUCUGUAGCCUUCAAAAUCUAAGGAAAAUGGUCUUUCGAUAAAAUCGCUCAAAAUCUGUGGUAAUCCUUUGAAAUCUGCCAAAAAUGAACCCGGAGAUAUAAUCCACCGAUAUCGGUGCUUAGUAGACUUAAUUAUUGGUGAAGAAUAGCCUUUGGCCGAAUUCGUGAUCUUUAGUCUUCAAAAUCUAAGAAAAAUGACAUUUAGAAAAAAUUGUCCAAAAUAUGUGAUGAUACUCUUUUGGAAUCUACCAUUGUAAAAGCAAUGAAACAAAAGAAUGCAGGCGGAGACAACCAAAGUAAACGACGGCCUAUUGUCUCAUUUGGGCUGAACAACCAACUAUAUUAAGCUAAAAUAGCAACACGCCCUCGGCCAAAGAAAAAUUUGGUUUCCACUUCCCAUACUAUCCCUCCGUAAAUCACUCUGAAGGCAGGACUUUUUGAAUGAGGUUGACAACUUUAGUUUUCUGCUGUUAAUUAUAGUGUAGAUUUCAAUUAAUCCUAUUGUUUUUCGGCGAAGAAAAUAUGGUGUUUGAACACAAUGAAUGCACCUUUGACUUUUUGAACAACGAUAAUUACACGGUUCACUCCUCUCCGAACAAUGUUCGAACGAGGGUGUUUGAUGUUUUUGAUGGUUUUUUGGGAACAAGCUAAGUUACGUUACUCUACUCCUAUGGAGGUUCAGCGAGAGCUCCAAAAAACUAAAAGGUAAGUUGCAGAGAAAAGAUAAAUUUUGACAUUGUGC
Linum trigynum is the source of this 2205-nucleotide messenger RNA. Lineage: Eukaryota; Viridiplantae; Streptophyta; Magnoliopsida; Malpighiales; Linaceae. The record is from the annotation of a GenBank genome assembly.